Molecule: messenger RNA, 432 nt
Organism: Ichthyophthirius multifiliis
Lineage: Eukaryota; Ciliophora; Oligohymenophorea; Hymenostomatida
Product: p8mtcp1, putative
Exons: 3
Biological process (GO): mitochondrion organization
Cellular component (GO): nucleus; mitochondrion
Source: RefSeq, a predicted model, not a curated record
AACUAACAAAUAUACAAAAUGCCUAGAAGAUCAUCAUCAUCAAGUAGAACAUCAAGCUCAAGAAGUACAGCAACAGCACAAAGACCCGCAUAUUAGCCCACUAGACCAGUUUAAUAACCACCCGUAUAAUAAUAAAAAUCUGGUGGUAUUUUCUCAGGUUUAGGAAGUACCCUUAUGACAGGAAUGGCUUUUGGGGCUGGUUCUGAAGUAGCACAUUAAGCAAUAAGAUCAGUAAUUGGAGGAGGUUCUGGUCAUGGACAAUAAUAGGUUGAAUAAUAAUAACAACAAUAAUAAUAAUACCAAUAACCAUAAUAAUAAUUAUGUGGAGAUGAAACUUAAAGUUUUACUAAUUGUUUAAAGAAUUAUUAAGAAAUCUCUAUGUGUCAAACUUAUAUGGAUAUUCUUAAGGAAUGUUAAAAAAGAAACAUUUGA